AUGUACACUGAUUGUUCGUUAACAAACGAGAGUGAUCGUUUAAUUGCGAUAGGUGGUGUGGCAAGACAACACCAAAAGAAAAAUGGUGAUAAGUACUCUGCAGGACUGUGGCAAUCUUGGAUUAGAGAGCAGAUGUGCUGGUUCACCUACGGUGAGCAUAGGCAACAUCCGAGAGAAAACACUGGGCGAGCCCCUUCCUGGUCAUGGGCUGCAGUGAACCAUUCAGUCUAUUUUCCUGAGGAUACAAAAGUUUUUCAUGAAGCGUAUACCGACGUCACCAAAAUCGACAUAACUCUUGAAAAUGCCGACGAUCCAUUUGGAGGUGUUAAGAGCGGAGUCCUGACCCUCCGCUCAAGGUUCAUGAUGAUCUUUGAAAUGGAGUCACGUCCUAACACUCCUAACAACUAUCGCGGAAUAUCCUUUGGUAAAUUCCCAAUUAGCGCUUCCGAUAUCCGUUGGGAUCAUAGAGAUUGUGGUUUGGAGAGCUAUUCUGAAUCAAUUUUAAUGUUACCUAUUGGCGUCUCGAAAGACUCGGUAAUUAAGGUGCUCUUGCUAAUAUUGACCAAUCAAGAAAAUGGGCAAUAUGAGCGUGUCGGUUAUUUCGUUGUAUACGAUUGGGCUGAUGAUUACAAACUAAUUCGUCGAGCCAUGAAUCUUACCCAAGAUGAGCAAUUCAAAGAGCUGGGUCUUGGCGAUGCCCUUCCUUCAGAAAAAGACUAUAUUUCAACUGAUGUAGAUGAAGAUGGGAUUACGUGGUAUACAAUUUCUAUUGUAUGA
Botrytis sinoallii is the source of this 777-nucleotide messenger RNA. RefSeq lists its product as uncharacterized. The coding region runs from base 1 to 777 and encodes 258 amino acids. The record is from RefSeq and is a predicted model, not a curated record. Lineage: Eukaryota; Fungi; Ascomycota; Leotiomycetes; Helotiales; Sclerotiniaceae. The transcript has a single exon.